AUGCAGCGUAUUGUUGUACUCUUGGUCUGCUUGUUGGUUGGCACCACUGUGGCAGGCACGGUUAACGUGGCUCCCGAUCGCUUCGGGCGGCAGGGUCGUAUUGUGGGCGGCGAGGAUACAACAAUUGAGGCACAUCCAUAUCAGGUUUCACUGCAAAAGAAAAGCGGCUCUCACUUCUGUGGGGGCAGCAUAAUUGGACCCAACUUGGUGGUUACAGCGGCACACUGCCUGCAGGGCAUUAAGGUAUCUAGCAUUCGAGUGCGCUUGGGCUCAACGCUCUACAACGAAGGCGGCGUACUGGUUGCCGUCGAGAGUCUGGUAUACAACAAGCUGUAUAACAGCCAGACCAUGGAAAACGACGUGGGUCUGCUUAAGCUGGCGGAGAGUGUGCCCGAAUCGGAGAGUAUUCGAUAUAUAGAACUGGCUGAGGUAACUCCGCCAACUGGCACUCCGGCCGUGGUUACGGGCUGGGGAUCCAAGUGCUACUUCUGGUGCAUGUCGCUACCAAAGACACUCCAAGCGGUCGUCGUAUACAUUGUGGAUUGGAAGGAGUGCGGCUCCGAUGCGUACAAAUAUGGAGACAUUAUUCGGGACACCAUGGUUUGCGGCUAUGAGAAGGAUAAGGAUGCCUGUCAAGGUGAUUCCGGUGGCCCAUUGGUGGCCAACAAUCAGCUGGUGGGCAUUGUGUCGUGGGGCUACGGCUGCGCCUCCAAGCUAUUGCCCGGCGUCUACGCCGAUGUGGCUGCCUUGCGCAGCUGGAUCCUGGAGACAGCCAAGACUUUGUAGACUCAACUUUAUAGUAUAAUAUAUGACAUUGAUAAUGAAAAGUUGAUAAAAGUUGAAUUGAAGACAACCACCUUUAUGGCAAGUUUUCUG
Drosophila hydei is the source of this 876-nucleotide messenger RNA. RefSeq names its product trypsin theta. Gene Ontology annotation, biological process: proteolysis. NCBI's taxonomy places the organism in Eukaryota, Metazoa, Arthropoda, Insecta, Diptera, Drosophilidae. Gene Ontology annotation, molecular function: serine-type endopeptidase activity. The transcript has a single exon. The record is from RefSeq and is a predicted model, not a curated record. The coding region runs from base 1 to 786 and encodes 261 amino acids.